This is a messenger RNA of Juglans regia (Persian walnut), 659 nucleotides long. RefSeq names its product citrate-binding protein-like. Bases 6 to 659 code for a protein of 217 amino acids. The transcript has 2 exons. The record is from RefSeq and is a predicted model, not a curated record. Lineage: Eukaryota; Viridiplantae; Streptophyta; Magnoliopsida; Fagales; Juglandaceae.
CCUUGAUGGUUCUGUUAAUGCUUUUGCCAUUCAGCUGCCUUUUUCAGUUGAUGAUCAGUUUCCAUACUUGUGCCUCGAAACCCAUUGAUCUCACAAAAGGGUUCAUCUCCCUCCCGCUUAAUCGAUCAAAUUUAGUCGUACAAAAACCCUACGACGUACCUGAAAAUCAUCGAUACAGUUUCACCAAUGGAGUUCACAAACUGUGGGUAUAUUCUACAGACAAGCCUCACUCUCCUGCCAGCAAAACGAAUCCCCGCACUGAGAUCCGCGUACAAGGGUAUGAUUAUUCUUCUGGUGUUUGGCAAUUCGAAGCAUAUGGGUACGUGCCAUGUGGUACAUCCGGCGUCUGCGUCAUGCAAGUGUUUGGAUCAAGCCCUCCCCAUGCCACAACCCUAAUGCUUAGAGUAUAUAAUGAUUCGCUCUCUUACUAUAGGGCUCCGGUCCUCGUCCCCAAGAUUUACGACACAUGGUUUCGGCUAAACGUAAUCCAUGACGUUGAAGCCUCGAAUGUAAAGGUGUAUAUAGAUGGAAUUCUCAAGUACGAGGCAAGUGGCCGUGGGGGGAAAUCUCAUUACUUCAAAUGUGGAGUCUAUGCACAGAAUGAUGAUUCUUUCUAUAUGGAGUCCCGUUGGAAGGGAAUCAAAGUUCUUAAAAAAUGA